GGAUGUCCAGCAACAAAACUGUUAUUCCCAAUUCGAAGCGGUUCUAAUUAAAUGCUUCGUCUGGCUCGCUUAACGGCAGCGUUCAGCCAUGCACAAUGAUUUGUUGGAGCCGUGCAGCAUCACCUCAUCUGAACAGCAGCCUUCAGUCCCAACAGAAAUACAGCCCGUUCGCCUUUCUCAACAGCCUCGUCCAUUUUAUGCUUACGAAAAUCCAUCCAUCCGUAGGUAUCUAUCAGAGAAACAUCUCCGUUCUUCUAUUACGAUUCUUCUGAUUUCAUACGGGUUCCAUUCAUUAAUUCUCACGUCCUCGAACCAGAACCCAUGGAUCCUCUUAGUAUUACUGCAAGCACUCUAGGCAUUACGACGUUUGCUAUCUCCAGCAUCGUCCAACUUCAUAACUUCAUUGACAAUCUUGCUGAGGCUAAAGAUGUAGUACAAGAUAUUGCUUCAAACUUAGAGGGUGUGCAGCGCCCGUUGGCCGCCCUGGAGGAUCUCAUCAUUUCAGACGCAGCAAUGUAUACCGCAGCCAAAGUGGAUCUGGAGAAGACCGGUGUCGUCGAAGCCGUGAACAACUGCGGCCAGGCAUGCGCCAAAUUUACGGACAAUUUAAAGCGAUGGACGAAACAUUCCGGCGGCACACAACUCUCCCUUAGAGAUCGCCUUUCAGUCGGCGUGUGGAAUAGAGAAAAAUUCCGGACGUUCAGAAUGCAGGUCCAGUCUUGCCAGACUACGGUCCAUUUUGCCGUCACAAGUACCCAAUUAAUCGUUCAACUCCGCUCCGAACAAACGUCGGAGACUGAUCGCAAGAAACUGAAGGCACAGUUGCAGGCUCUCGAGGCCAAGAUCCAAGAGCAUAUAGAUCUUACCAAGAAGCAGCAAGGUGACGCACAAAAGCGUGUGCAAGGGCUACAGGAAGGGCUAGACGACGAAGAAGAUGGUGGUGCACAGCGAACCCUAGCCAUUCAGGAAGUUGAAGAACAGUCACGCCUCUUCGAGGCUGAUCAGGUGGCUUCUGCUGCUCUUUUCUCACAAGUGCGCUCCAAACGGACAGGCCAUGAUAUUUCCAACAUCAUAACGUCCGACGAUUCGAGAGCUUUGGUAGGAUUACCUGAGAGUGUUGUCGGAAAGGUCAACCUGCGGAUCAGGGAUGUAACAACACAAAGAAACUCUUCUGCAGCUGUGGGAGUGUUCGAUAAAGACGUUGACAUGAAUGAUUUUUUCAAGCAAUAGUUACUAUCACGGCUUGUAAGUGAAGGUUAGUCGCCUCUUACUUAGGAAUGUUUACAAGCCUUGAUAUUUGUGUUGAUCGUCGCGGAACUCCUAGGGUAAGUUAAUUAUCCCGUAUAGUUACUCUAGUGACCAACAUCAUAGAGUACACUAAGUAGACAAAUGUCUGCACACACCCCCGAAAAUCACCAAAUCUAAUCGCUAUACACCGUAUCUUUAGAUACGCUGCAAAACACAUACAAAUGCAAAUUCAGUCU
This is a messenger RNA of Eremomyces bilateralis CBS 781.70, 1484 nucleotides long. RefSeq lists its product as uncharacterized. The coding region runs from base 322 to 1230 and encodes 302 amino acids. The record is from RefSeq and is a predicted model, not a curated record. Lineage: Eukaryota; Fungi; Ascomycota; Dothideomycetes; Eremomycetales; Eremomycetaceae. The transcript is spliced from 2 exons.